This is a messenger RNA of Aptenodytes forsteri (emperor penguin), 1993 nucleotides long. RefSeq names its product NAD-dependent protein deacylase sirtuin-5, mitochondrial. Gene Ontology annotation, molecular function: RNA binding; protein-malonyllysine demalonylase activity; NAD+ binding. Bases 273 to 1652 code for a protein of 459 amino acids. The record is from RefSeq and is a predicted model, not a curated record. Gene Ontology annotation, cellular component: nucleus. The transcript is spliced from 16 exons. NCBI's taxonomy places the organism in Eukaryota, Metazoa, Chordata, Aves, Sphenisciformes, Spheniscidae.
CGAACGUCUUUAAGGGGUCGGCAGUCUUUGGGCGGAACCCGUCUUUUCGGUUCUUAACUGGAAGCAAAACCGGACAAAAGCAGUCGUCCCGUUUCGGGGGUCUCAGAUUUGAGAGGGAGACACAGCAGCCCUGUUAGAUCGCAUGGAACGUUUUAUCGUCUCGUAAAGCAGGAAUACCGUGGUGGUGAAUACCUCCGAAACGUAAAACUCUUUGGCCGAGUGAUGCGCAGGAGAAAACCACGAAUAACGUAACGUACCUCCAAGUGACGCUGAUGAGUCUCUUCCAAUUUACCGCUAGAAGGUUGGUUUCCCAAGCAUAUUGUGGACUUAAGGCGGCUUCUUCUUCAAAGAAACAGAAGUUUUGCUUGGAAAUGGCUCGUCCUAGUUCAAAUAUGGCUGAUUUUCGAGAAGUGUUUGCCAAAGCGAAGCAUAUAGCCAUUAUCACAGGAGCCGGUGUUAGCGCCGAGAGUGGAGUUCCUACCUUCAGAGGGGCUGGAGGUUUCUGGAGGAAGUGGCAAGCCCAGGAGCUGGCUACGCCAGAGGCUUUUGCGCGAAACCCUUCUCGUGUAUGGGAAUUUUACCAUUACCGCCGGGAAGUGAUGUUGAGUAAACAUCCAAAUCCUGCGCAUAUCGCCAUUGCAGAGUGCGAAAGGCGACUGAGCAAGCAAGGAAGGAGCGUUGUGGUCAUUACUCAGAAUAUUGAUGAACUACACAGAAAGGCAGGCACAAAGCACCUCUUAGAAAUUCAUGGUAGUUUAUUUAAAACUCGAUGCACCAACUGUGGAAACGUGGCUGCAAAUUACAAGAGUCCAAUAUGCCCCGCAUUGGCCGGGAAAGGGGCUCCAGAUCCUGAAACAGAAGACGCCACGAUUCCAGUUGAAGACCUUCCUCAGUGUGAGGAGGAUGGCUGCAACGGGCUCCUCCGUCCCCACGUUGUGUGGUUUGGCGAAACCCUGGAUCCUGACAUUCUCACAGAGGUUGAGAAGGAGCUUGAGAUAUGCGACCUCUGCUUGGUAGUCGGGACCUCCUCCGUGGUGUAUCCUGCUGCUAUGUUUGCCCCUCAGGUAUCCGCCAGAGGAGUGCCAGUUGCAGAAUUUAACAUGGAAGCUACUCCUGCUACAAACAGAUUCAGGUUUCACUUCCCGGGCCCCUGCGGGACGACUCUGCCGCCGGCGCUGGCCCGCCCCCAGACGGAGAUGAGCUCCAAACGGAAGCUGCUCCCCGAGGCCGUGCUGCAGGAGCUGGCCGCCGCGCCGCCCGCACGACCCGAUGGGCAGGCUGCGGCAGCUAACCGAGGUAAACGCCGUGGAGGGGGGGCUCCGAAGCAGAGACAAGGCCAAGUCCAAAGGCGGCUGAAGAAAGACGAGCAAAGAAAGGGUGCCAGGUCAAAAGGAAACUAUACGGCUGUGUGCUUAAAAGAUCAGAGUUUAACAGGCCUCCACCAACAGCUCGCCAAAGACUUUUUAAACACUCAUCUCUACGGACCAGACACCAACCGGGCACAGGCAAAUGAAUUUUUUUCCCUUGAAAAUAAGAAAAACCCAGUUAAAAAAGCUGCAGUUCAGUUUGUGGACAAGUCUUGGGGGCAAGAAAAAAAGCAAAGAGCAGCAAGGUUUAAAAAACGUUGGCUCUCAACGCAGAUUAAAAAUUGAGUAUGAAGACAGCUUUUUUCAGAAGAUGCUAUUAAGGACUUCUGCUGAAAGUUAGUCUCUCAACACAACAAAGGUGUUUUCUCCCCACUUCUCCAUCAUCGCUCUGCUUUCAGCUCCAGCCACCAGCUGGCACUGAUCUUCACAAAGCUGUGCCUGAACUGACCUCCCUGUUCUCUUCCCUCCCCUUUCAGAAGGGGUCAGGGAAGCUAAGAAACAGCUGUGUAUCCUUAACACUGACUUAGAACAGCUGGUGUUACAACCAGCCUUCUAGAGCUGGGUGCUGCUCUGUGAGGCAGCUCCUUUGCAGAGAAUAAAGAUGAGCGAUGUGGUACUUACUGGUC